This is a messenger RNA of Closterium sp. Naga37s-1, 2058 nucleotides long. The record is from the annotation of a GenBank genome assembly. NCBI's taxonomy places the organism in Eukaryota, Viridiplantae, Streptophyta, Zygnematophyceae, Desmidiales, Closteriaceae.
AUGGCUUACAGUGCUUAUACCGGGGCGGCUUGUACCAGUGCACCGAAUCACACGAUAACGCGACUCAACAACCAGCCAUGUUCUGCCGCCGUUCGCGCCGCCGCCUCCCCGCCUACCGCCUUUCCCCGCCACACCGCGCUUCCGCUCGCUCUCCCCUCCUCUCCUUCGCGCCAUGAUACGGGCCGUGUUCCGCGGCGAGAUUUGCGCCUCGUCUCGCUCUCGGGUUCAAGGAGUGGGACUGUGCGAUCCCGCUCUAAUGUUCCUCGAAACGGCCGCGUGAUAUUCCUCAGCGCGCCCCGGAAUUUACGCUGCCUAAAGUUUAGAGCGACUAGCAGCUGUCGCCACUGGCGCUUCGCGGACGCGCUUGUAACAAGUUCCGUCGCGCGGGGGAAAGCGCUGCCAAUCCGCGCGGAGGACGCGCGGGCGGAGAGACUUGCGGGGAACGCGGAGAAGGACCCGCGCGGGGAUGCGGAGGAGGGCGCGGGGGGAGCGCUGCGGAGAGACAUGUUUCCGCCCGGGUUCCUGUUUGGCACCGCCACUGCCGCAUACCAGGUGCGGGGGUCAGGGGAAAGCAUGGGGGGGAAGAGGAGGGGGCGCAGGCAACGGGGGAGUAGUGGGGGAAGGAGAGGGAAGGAGGGAGGGCGGAAGGGCAUGAGGCCAGACGUGUUGGUGGAGGGGGCAGCGCGGGAAGGAGGGCGAGGAGCCAGCAUCUGGGACGUGUUCGCCCACACGCCAGGAAGGACACACAACGGUGACACGGGUGACGUGGCGUGCGAUCAAUACCACCGAUACGAGGAGGACGUGGCACUGAUGAGGCAUUUGGGCUUCUCAGCCUACUGCUUCUCCAUCAGCUGGUCGCGCAUCCUCCCGUCGGGGCGGCAGCCAGUGAACCAGGAGGGUGUGGAGUAUUACAACCGCCUCAUCGACUGCUUGCUCCGUAAUGGCAUCACGCCGUGUGUGACGCUCUUCCACUGGGACCUGCCGCAGGCACUGGAGGAGGAGUUUGGCGGAUUCAGAGGCGAGGCCAUCGUUGGUGCAUUCAGGGACUAUGCACGACUGUGCUUCUCCCUGUUCGGCGACAGAGUGCCCUACUGGAUCACCUUCAACGAGCCCUACACCUUCGCCACCAAGGGCUACGCCGUGGGAGACUUUGCGCCCGGGCGCUGCUCCGACCGGCAGUGCUGUGCGGAGGGCGAUGGGGCGGUGGAGCCGUAUGUGGUGGUGCACCACAUGCUGCUGGGGCACGCUGCUGCUGUUGACUGUUAUAGGAGGGAAUUCGAGCCACACCAGGGGGGGCAAAUCGGCAUUGCGGUGGACAGCGAAUGGGCGGAGCCUUUCUCUCAGCACCCAGAUGACGUGGCAGCUGCUGAUAGGCGCAUGCAGUUCAACCUCGGAUGGCUGCUGCACCCCAUAUUCUUUGGCGCCUACCCACCUGCCAUGCGCCACUACGUGGGCCCCCGCCUGCCCUCCUUCUCCCCCUUACAAGCUGCCUCGCUUAAAGGCAGUGUGGACUUUGUGGGGCUCAACCACUACACGUCCAGAUACAUUGCACAUGCAGAUGCGCGGGAGGGGGGCGAGAAAGGCAGGCUGUGGAGCUACUUUGAUGAUCAGCAUGUUACUGUUCAUGUUGAACGUGAUGGCCGCCUGAUUGGCCAGCAGGCGGCGUCCCCAUGGCUGUACGAGGUGCCGUGGGGCUUCCAGAAGCUGCUCAUGCACAUCACCACCACAUACGGGGCACCACCCAUCUACAUCACAGAGAAUGACCUAGAUGAGGAGGACGACCCGUCGCUGCCCCUCCACCUGGCCACCAGUGACCCGCACCGCAUCCGCUACUACAAAGCGUACCUCUCGCACCUGCUUGAGGCAAUUAGGCAAGGGGCGGAUGUGCGGGGGUACAUGGCAUGGUCGUGGAUGGACAACUUCGAGUGGCAGAUGGGGUACUCGCGCCGCUUCGGCAUUGUGCAUGUCGACCGCUCUAAUGGGUUUAAGAGAACACCCAAGGCGUCUGCGCUUUGGUGGCAGCGGCUUCUAUCAAGGAUGGCUGUGUAUGAGUCAUAG